ACAAAAGCUUUUGCCGUUUACAAACCCAGCGAUGGCGACCGAGACCAAGCCGACGACGACCAAGCUCCACUCGUACUGGCGCAGCAGCUGCUCGUGGCGCGUGCGCAUCUCGCUGGCCUACAAGCAGAUCCCGUACGAGUACAUUGGCGUGAACCUCCUCAAGGGCGAGCAGGUCGGGCCGACCUUCACGGCCAUCAACCCCAACGGGCGCGUGCCCACGCUCGAGAUCGACGGCCACGUCUUGCACCAGAGCGGUGCGAUCCUCGAGUACCUUGAAGAGACGCAUCCGACGCACCCGCUUCUGCCGGCUAACGCGCUUGGCCGCGCCCACGUCCGCAACCUCUGCGGCCUCAUCGGCUGCGACAUCCAGCCGGUCCAGAACCUCGCCGUCAUGAAGCGCGCGGUCAUCAACUACGCGGAAGCCGACCAAAUGGCGGCGCGCAUGGCAUGGAGCAAGGAGUGGAUCGAGCGUGGCUUUGACGUGCUCGAGGCCGAGCUCGCCAAGACCGCCGGCAAGUACUGCGUCGGCGACGCCAUCUCGCUCGCGGACGUGUACCUUGAGCCGCAGGUGUACAACGCCAACCGCUUCAAGGUCGACAUGGCCAAGUACCCGACGAUCUCGCGUAUCGUUGCGGCGCUCGCCGAGCACCCGGCGUUCUACGCUGCGCACCCGUCGCAGCAGCCAGACGCGACCGAGUAGGCAAUCUACGUCGUACACUGUUUUUGUUCUAUCAACAUGGUAUAAGCCUAUGCUAUUCUGG
Saprolegnia diclina VS20 is the source of this 761-nucleotide messenger RNA. RefSeq names its product maleylacetoacetate isomerase. Bases 32 to 700 code for a protein of 222 amino acids. Gene Ontology annotation, biological process: L-phenylalanine catabolic process; glutathione metabolic process. Gene Ontology annotation, cellular component: cytoplasm. The record is from RefSeq and is a predicted model, not a curated record. NCBI's taxonomy places the organism in Eukaryota, Oomycota, Saprolegniomycetes, Saprolegniales, Saprolegniaceae. Gene Ontology annotation, molecular function: glutathione transferase activity; maleylacetoacetate isomerase activity. The transcript is spliced from 2 exons.